Messenger RNA from Musa acuminata AAA Group (dessert banana), 1612 nucleotides. RefSeq names its product eukaryotic initiation factor 4A-III homolog B. NCBI's taxonomy places the organism in Eukaryota, Viridiplantae, Streptophyta, Magnoliopsida, Zingiberales, Musaceae. The coding region runs from base 113 to 1342 and encodes 409 amino acids. The transcript has 8 exons. The record is from RefSeq and is a predicted model, not a curated record. Gene Ontology annotation, molecular function: ATP binding; mRNA binding; RNA helicase activity. Gene Ontology annotation, cellular component: nucleolus; catalytic step 2 spliceosome.
UUCGAAAAAAGGCCUCCAAAGGUGACGUUUCUAGGGUUCGAGUCGUCCCUCUCGUUCGCUCCCUCGCCUCGCCUCCGAAACACCACCUCGAUCUCCUGCUUUCUUCGUCAUCAUGGCCGCCGCCAGCACCGCAGUGCCUCGGAGCCGGCAGCCGCCAGGCCGCCCCAUGGACGACGAGAACCUCGUCUUCGAGACCAGCCCCGGGGUGGAGGCCAUCACCAGCUUCGACCAGAUGGGCAUCCGCGACGACCUCCUCCGCGGGAUCUACGCUUACGGGUUCGAGAAGCCCUCCGCGAUCCAGCAGCGGGCUGUGAUUCCCAUCAUCAAUGGCCGCGACGUCAUCGCCCAGGCGCAGUCCGGUACCGGGAAGUCCUCUAUGAUCGCCCUGUCCGUCUGCCAGAUGGUCGAUACCUCCAUGCGAGAAGUGCAGGCACUUAUUCUGUCACCUACUAGAGAACUUGCUGCCCAGACUGAGAAGGUGAUAUUGGCUAUUGGUGAAUACAUAAAUGUGCAAGCCCAUGCAUGCAUUGGUGGGAAGAGUAUAGGGGAAGAUAUUAGAAAGCUGGAGUAUGGUGUUCAUGUCGUUUCUGGGACGCCUGGCAGAGUCUGCGACAUGAUCAAAAGGAGGACCUUACGAACAAGAGCUAUCAAAAUUUUAAUCCUUGAUGAAGCUGAUGAAAUGCUGAGUAGAGGCUUUAAGGAUCAGAUAUAUGAUGUAUACAGAUAUCUUCCUCCUGAACUUCAGGUUGCUCUGAUAUCUGCAACACUUCCUCAUGAAAUUCUGGAGAUCACCAACAAGUUUAUGACAGAUCCCAUAAGAAUUCUUGUCAAGCGUGAUGAAUUGACACUGGAGGGUAUCAAGCAAUUUUUUGUUGCAGUGGAGAGAGAGGAGUGGAAAUUUGAUACGUUAUGUGAUCUCUAUGACACCCUUACUAUCACUCAAGCUGUUAUUUUCUGCAACACAAAAAGAAAGGUUGAUUGGUUGACUGAGAAAAUGCGCAGUAACAACUUCACAGUAUCUUCUAUGCAUGGCGACAUGCCCCAAAAAGAGCGAGAUGCAAUAAUGGCAGAAUUCAGGUCGGGGGCUACUCGUGUGUUGAUUACUACUGAUGUAUGGGCAAGGGGGAUUGAUGUCCAGCAGGUAUCGUUGGUAAUAAACUAUGACCUUCCAAACAACCGAGAACUCUACAUACAUCGGAUAGGUCGUUCAGGACGUUUUGGGCGCAAGGGUGUGGCGAUAAACUUUGUGCGCAAGGAUGACAUCCGUAUACUAAGAGAUAUCGAGCAGUACUACAGUACUCAGAUUGAUGAAAUGCCAAUGAAUGUUGCCGAUCUCAUAUGAAUACUCGAUCCAAGGACAAGACGUUUACCUCUGUGGGAAACACUGCAACAAUUUGCUUCUUGACUAUUAUCGUUAAACCAGUUGUGUGAUGGUUCUGUAUUGCUGUUGUCUGCUGGAGUUGAUGAUUGCUUACUUUCUGUAAACUAAGCCUGUAAAUUUUCUGGGAUUCUGCGGAGCUUGAUGGUUAUAUAACUUCCUGCUAGGAGUAACUGGAGGAUUGUAAUCUUGGGUGUCUGUGAACCUAAAUGUCUGAACUAAUUUUUCCUGGUA